Gorilla gorilla gorilla (western lowland gorilla) is the source of this 4052-nucleotide messenger RNA. RefSeq names its product motilin receptor (gene MLNR). Gene Ontology annotation, biological process: G protein-coupled receptor signaling pathway. Gene Ontology annotation, molecular function: G protein-coupled peptide receptor activity. Lineage: Eukaryota; Metazoa; Chordata; Mammalia; Primates; Hominidae. The record is from RefSeq and is a predicted model, not a curated record. The coding region runs from base 1 to 1239 and encodes 412 amino acids. The transcript has 2 exons. Gene Ontology annotation, cellular component: plasma membrane.
AUGGGCAGCCCCUGGAAUGGCAGCGACGGCCCCGAGGGGGCGCGGGAGCCGCCGUGGGCCGCGCUGCCGCCUUGCGACGAGCGCCGCUGCUCGCCGUUUCCCCUGGGGGCGCUGGUGCCGGUGACCGCCGUGUGCCUGUGCCUGUUCGCCGUCGGUGUGAGCGGCAACGUGGUGACCGUGCUGCUGAUCGGGCGCUACCGGGACAUGCGGACCACCACCAACUUGUACCUGGGCAGCAUGGCCGUGUCCGACCUACUCAUUCUGCUCGGGCUGCCGUUCGACCUGUACCGCCUCUGGCGCUCGCGGCCCUGGGUGUUCGGGCCGCUGCUCUGCCGCCUGUCCCUCUACGUGGGCGAGGGCUGCACCUACGCCACGCUGCUGCAUAUGACCGCGCUCAGCGUCGAGCGCUACCUGGCCAUCUGCCGCCCGCUCCGCGCCCGCGUCUUGGUCACCCGGCGCCGCGUCCGCGCGCUCAUCGCUGUGCUCUGGGCCGUGGCGCUGCUCUCUGCAGGGCCCUUCUUGUUCCUGGUGGGCGUCGAGCAGGACCCCGGCAUCUCCGUAGUCCCGGGCCUCAAUGGCACCGCGCGGCUCGCCUCCUCGCCUCUCGCCUCGUCGCCGCCCCUCUGGGUCUCGCGGGCGCCACCGCCGUCCCCGCCGUCGGGGCCCGAGACCGCUGAGGCCGCGGCGCUGUUCAGCCGCGAAUGCCGGCCGAGCCCCGCGCAGCUGGGCGCGCUGCGUGUCAUGCUGUGGGUCACCACUGCCUACUUCUUCCUGCCAUUUCUGUGCCUCAGCAUCCUCUACGGGCUCAUCGGGCGGGAGCUGUGGAGCAGCCGGCGGCCGCUGCGAGGCCCGGCCGCCUCGGGGCGGGAGAGAGGCCACCGGCAGACCGUCCGCGUCCUGCUGGUGGUGGUUCUGGCAUUUAUAAUUUGCUGGUUGCCCUUCCACGUUGGCAGAAUCAUUUACAUAAACACGGAAGAUUCGCGGAUGAUGUACUUCUCUCAGUACUUUAACAUCGUCGCUCUGCAACUUUUCUAUCUGAGCGCAUCUAUCAACCCAAUCCUCUACAACCUCAUUUCAAAGAAGUACAGAGCGGCGGCCUUUAAACUGCUGCUCGCAAGGAAGUCCAGGCCGAGAGGCUUCCACAGAAGCAGGGACACUGCGGGGGAACUUGCAGGGGACACUGGAGGAGACACGGUGGGCUACACCGAGACAAGCGCUAACGUGAAGACGACGGGGUAACCAGCACGGCCAAGCCAGGCUCCUCUUGCAGUUCUAAGACUUUGGGGAAAACAGAUGAGUAGAGAAAUAAAGACUGAAAGUGAGGAACAGAUCCUGUUAAGAAGAAUGGAAAGAGGGUUGCAGUUGUGCCAGUUGGUUAAGAAAUAGACCGCAUGAUUUAUUUAACCAAGGUAUGAAAUGUAACUGUGCCAACCUUUCUAGUUUCCUUCCCACGCACCUCCUAAGGGAGGUCGAUUUUACCAUCAUGAAAUCCCACAUCUCAAAGUGUGCUCUUGUGUGAUGGUUUCAUGAAGUCCUCAUCCUCCUACUCUUCGGAAAGAUGAUUGUUCAUUUUACAGUUAAAUGAUACACAAAGAUGCUGCCCCAAAACUGCCACCUCUGAGAUCAUGAGUGUAUUUUAUGUUUUGGAUGUAAAUGUAACAGUACAUCUACAAGGAACCAGGAUAAUGACAGUUUUGAUCCAAGAAAUGAUUUAAUACCUAUGUAUGGCUGCAAAAACUUUUAGAAGUAAAAGGAAUUCUGGGUAGACUCCAGUGUUCACGGGUCCCACCUCUCUCCAGAUCACAGCAAAUCAUAAAGUUUAGGCAAAAUAAUAGCCUCUUUCAGAAGUAUUAAGCAAUUGUGUUGCAACCCACUUCUCCUUGACACUGCCCAUGGGACCUUCCCAGUGCCACUGGCCAUGGGGUGGCAAACUUUGGGCAUCAAAAUUUGAGAGUAGAGAGCUCAGCAGGACAUGGUUUCUCCAGUGACUACAAAUCACAUUUGUAAAGAGCUAUUUAAUAUGCUUUAUCUCACCUCAGCUUGGUGGUGUGAGUGCUGUUGUCAACAUUCCUGUAUUGCAAGUGAGUCUUGGAUUGCCCAAACAGGAGCUGGUGAGCUGGAGUCUGAAUCCAGUGUUUAAGUUGCUCACCUACUCCCAAGCCAAGAUGCUGUCCUUACUGAAAAACGCCAGCCAAUGGAUUUAGUCAAGAGUGAAAGAGAACUCACUGGACAUUCUGAUCAACAACUCUGUAACUUUGUUUUGUUUUUUACAGUUUAAAACACAAAUAUUUUUAGAGGGUUACUGCUGUCACUCAGCUCCAAAGGGCUUCACUUAUGCCACCUUCUGUAUGAAUGGCACCCCCAAGAUGUGGGCAGGGUACAGCUUUCACAGUUGUACAUGGGACCUUUUUUGGGGCUUUCAGAUAGAUAAAUUCAACCCUAAAUUACAAUAGGAUCUUGAUUUGUAUGAGGAAUUUGUCCUGAGACCUUCAUGAAUUUUCACAUCUACAAAUACCAGAAAAGUGACAAAUGCUAUAACUUCAGAGUUAUAAAGACAGAUAGACAUAAAGUCACAUUGAGACUUGGAGGCUGGAGAGGCAGCUCCGUUGAUUCACUGACUUGAUGUCUCUGCUUCACAGCCCACAGUUUGGGUGGCUUCGGUAAAUGUCUAAAUUACUUUCCGCCACAGGCCACCAUAGUCUCUUUUGAAUAGUUAAAACUACAAAAGAUGAAUACAUAAAUAACAAGGGUCUGCCCGACAUGCACUCAAAGUUCUGUUGCUUUCUCAUUUUCUUAGCCAAAGCCCUAGCUCAGUCCCCAGCCCGGUCCACAAUUGGCACAGGAAUGAAGUCUCUCGUUUGCUUUUUCUCCUAGCUAGUGGAAGAAGCAGAUUGCAGUCACUUCAAGAAGCAUUCCCUAAACUGUGUUCUGCAGAUUUCCAGGGAUUAUUGGAAAAAAUGGUUCUGGGGUUAAAUAUGGCAGGAAAAUACCACAUUGUGUUCCCCCACCACACCCUAAACAUUUCACACACAUAACACAAUAUAGCAUGUCAGAGGCUCUGAGAAGUUGUCUCAACCAACAUUUCCUUGACUUAUUUUAUCACAGAACCAACUCCCCAUCUUCCCUCCCAAGAACACUUAGUAAAAUCUCAUGGAGUGAGAAAUACUUUGGGGAGCACUGAUGUAGGGGUUCUGACAGUGAAGGUGCCAGCCUGGAGCCUCCAUAACUCUCUGCUUGGUAGCACUGAGUACAGCAGCUGCCACAGUCCUUCUGCUCAUGGGAGCUCCUCUCUGGAGCAGUCAGGAGUGGCCACCUCCCUAGGGAAAGUCACAGCAAAGAACCUUAUUAAGAUGUAUAUAAUAUUUUAUUUUUUUAGAGACAGGAUCUCACCCUGUUGCGAAGCUGGAGUGCAGUGGCACAAUCAUAGCUCACUGUAACCUUAAAUUCCUGGAUUCGAACCAUCCUCCCACCUCAACCUCCCCAGUAGGCAGGACUACAGGCACACACCACCAUGCCUGGCUAAAUUUUUAGUUUUAGUAAAGUUGGGGUCUUGCUGUGUUGCCCAGGCUGGUCUCAAACUCCUGGCCUCAAGCAAUCCUCCUGCCUCAGCUUCCCAAAGUGCUGGGAUUACAGGCAUGAGCCACCACACCUGGCUCAUGUAUAAUAUUCUAAAUGUAGAAGCAAAGACCUCUCUUUUGAGCUUUCUCGUUCAGAAUCUAGAAAACAAGGAUUUACAUGACACUUUCCUGGGACUUAAGCAUGUUUCCAGGUGUGGGCAUAGGGAGGAUCACCCUUCCCUUCCCAGAUGGUACCUGAGAUGGAGGGCCUGAAGGCCAUCCCUUCCUUCAGGAUUCUUGUGUGGUCUCAGCCUACUAGUGGACUGUGAAAUCAGUAAGUGUGUCACAUUUUUCUUUAAUGGAGUAGUGUGGACAAGAAUAGAGUCCAUUGUGUAUCACAUGUACUAAGGUAACUAUUGUGCUGUGAAACUUUUGUUUCAAUUAUGUUUUGGUUGGUGUCUUUCCUGGUUCACAAAAUAAAAUAUUCUAACUGUG